Bacillus rossius redtenbacheri is the source of this 2321-nucleotide messenger RNA. It is a transcript of the gene Cralbp, whose product is annotated as clavesin-2. The record is from RefSeq and is a predicted model, not a curated record. Gene Ontology annotation, molecular function: phosphatidylinositol bisphosphate binding. Gene Ontology annotation, cellular component: membrane. NCBI's taxonomy places the organism in Eukaryota, Metazoa, Arthropoda, Insecta, Phasmatodea, Bacillidae. Bases 39 to 1064 code for a protein of 341 amino acids. The transcript has 8 exons.
AGGGACAGUGCGACACGCGCGCUGAACGAGCCCGGACCAUGGCCACCCCUGACCUGAUCCUCGGGAGCCCCUGGAGACAGGACGAGAAGGUGGCGCCGGUAUCACAGGAGGCGGACAGAGAGACGGAGGAGUACGCGUGGCGGAUGGACGCGGGCGUGCUGGCGGUGGCUAAAGCAGAGCUGCGAGAAGACGCAGACAGCAGGAGCCACGCGCUGCAGCACCUCAGGCAGUGGAUCAGCCAGAACCCGGACCUGCGCGACUGCCGGACAGACUCCAACUUCCUGCUGCGCUUCCUGCGCGUGAAGAAGUUCAGCCUGCCCAUGGCGCAGCAGAUGCUGCUCAAGUACCUCAACUUCAGGAAGACGUUCGGCCACCUGGUCCGCCAGCUGGACGUGUCCGCUCCGUCCGUGAACCAGCUCAUGCGCAGCGGGUACAUCGUGGCGUCGCCGCUCAGAGACCAGCACGGCCGGCGCGUCGUCAUCGUGACAGCCAGGCUGCUGGACCCGUACCGCCACUCGCGCGCCGACAUGGCCCGCGCGCACAUGGCCACCUACGAGGCGUGCCUGGACGACGAGCAGACCCAGGUGGCGGGCUUCACGCACGUGGGCGACGUGGCCGGCGCGGGCGCGGCGCACGUCACGCUCUGGUCGCCCGCCGAGUUCGCCACCGUGCUCAAGUGGGGCGAGCAAUCCAUUCCCAUGAGGCACAAGGAGAUCCACAUCCUCAACAUACCAACAGCACUGCGGUACGUCUACGACUUUGCGCACAACCGCUUCAGCGACAAGAUGCAGAAGAGAUUCAUGAUCCACAACAGCUUGGAGGACCUUCAUAAAAAAGUGGACCCCAAAGUUCUGCCCAAGGAAUACGGCGGUGACAUGCCCCUCGCGCAGAUGGCUGAGCUGUGGGUGAAGGAGCUGGAGAGCAAGCGGGACCGGCUGCUGUCCCUGGACUACAUGCAGCUGCUGAGCGACCGUGGCAUCCUCUGCAGGAAGAACCAGCGCUACCACUACGGCAGCGACAUGGCUGGCUUGGCGGGCAGCUUCCGCAAGCUGGAGGUGGACUGACCUCGCCGCGUGGAUGUGCGGACGUGCGAGCUAUCGCGCCCGCGCAGAGGCAGGAUGCACACACAGACGUAACUCUCCCAGCGCACACGUUACCUCAGCCGGCCAAACUGCUGGAAUGGUCGCAACAGCAACCAUCUUGGAUUUUUACUUUUUUGCUCUUAUUAUUCAACCAAACAACUGUCAUGAAAUGGCCUUAUAUUUUUUUUUUUCCCCUUGUCACUGCCUGAUGUUUACUGACAGACUUCAGUCUGAGGAUGCCACGAGAAAAUAACUGAAUAUUUCAUGUGCUGACUACAACUAAAGAUAUGAAUGGUAAAAAUUUUGUAUUGAAAAAAUUGUAUGGAAGAAUAUAACCAUGUUUUUUUUUUCCGGAGAUUCUGAUAAUUAUAGUUUUUUCCAAUACCAAUACAGAUUAUACACAAUUAAAGUUAGGUUGAUGCUAAUUGUACAAUCUUUUUAAUGCUUUGAUCUGUAUGUGUUUAAGAGUUCAGUAUUUACUAUCUAUUACAAACUUAUUACAUCAUUUGUGAAAUAUUAUGUUCCUUUUUUAUACAGUAUAGGUACAGGUAAUAAACAUUGGAGUUAAAAAGUGGGUGUAUAGUACAUUUUGUCUUUCAUUAGCAUACACUGACUGACUUCUUUUGUUGUUUGGUUAUGUAGCAUAAAAUAAAUAACCAAAUUUAUUUUUCUCUUUCUGUGAAAGUAUAACACAUUAGAAAUUUUUUGCAAAAAGUACCUUUUACGGAAUACUAACAUCUCUAACAACUAUCACGAUAUUUACACCAAUUUACGGAUGUUGAUAAUUGAUGCCCCGAAUGAAUCCUAUCCAAUGCCUAACCUUAAAAUGUAAUACAGAAGCUGAACCUCAAGCUGUGGCUUCAAUGUUACAAAAGCUUGGAUAGCUCUCCUUAAGGUGAUAGUAUUCUAAAUUAUUUCGUUUCUAUAAUUUAGUAUUUGUACUCAUUAUUUUUAAUAAAUUCAUAACAGAUUUUUGUUAAGUAAUACCUAGUUUAUUAAUAGUGUUUUAUAAAUAUUAAUAUUUAUACAUUUAAUGAUUUUUGGACACAUAAAGGCUAAUUUUUAUGUCAAUUUUGCAUGGCAGGUAUUAACUUGGAAACGCCAUGUUUUGCACAUGGACAACUAUGUGUGGCUUGUACAAUAGUCGGCACGCCAAAUAGUUUGUAUGUUUACACUCUGGAUGGACAAACUAAAAACAUUGUGUACACUCAAACUUUGCAAUAAAAGGUUCAAAAAACA